Messenger RNA from Xenopus laevis (African clawed frog), 2360 nucleotides. It is a transcript of the gene klhl28.S, whose product is annotated as kelch like family member 28 S homeolog. The transcript has 5 exons. Lineage: Eukaryota; Metazoa; Chordata; Amphibia; Anura; Pipidae. Bases 129 to 1844 code for a protein of 571 amino acids. The record is from RefSeq and is a predicted model, not a curated record.
CAUGUCCGCCCGCGCAUGCGCAUCGCUCUUUACAACGGUGACGCAGAACCCUCCAUAGCUAGGUACUACGCAUGCGCGGACAUGCGCGCCCACUCUGUAUAUAAGGAGGUGUUGUUCAUUUUUGCAAGAUGGACCAGUCAUCUCAAUCCUACAUGCUUGCCAAUCUGACCCAUCUUCAUUCAGAACAACUCCUGCAGGGCUUAAAUCUCCUCCGCCAGCACCACGAGCUCUGCGACAUUGUCCUCCGGGUCGGCGACGUCAAGAUCCACGCUCACAAAGUGGUGCUGGCCAGCAUCAGCCCAUACUUCAAAGCCAUGUUUACUGGGAACCUGUCCGAGAAAGAGAACUCGCAAGUGGAAUUUCAGAGUGUUGAUGAAGCAGCUCUUCAGGCCAUCAUUGAAUAUGCUUACACUGGAACUGUUUUCAUCUCCCAGGAGACAGUGGAAUCUCUUCUUCCAGCAGCAAACCUGCUCCAGAUCAAGCUAGUGCUGAAGGAGUGCUGUGCAUUCCUGGAGAGCCAGCUCGAUGUGGGCAAUUGUAUAGGGAUUUCUCGCUUUGCUGAGACGUAUGGAUGCCAUGAACUAUACCUGGCCGCUAACAAGUAUAUCUGCCAGAACUUUGAGGAUGUGUGCCAGACUGAAGAAUUCUUUGAACUGUCCAAUUCGGAGUUGCAUGAAAUCGUUUCCAGCGACUGUCUGAAUGUUGUUAAUGAAGAGACUGUCUUUUAUGCCCUCGAAUCGUGGAUAAAGUAUGACGUGCAGGAGAGGCAAAAGUCUUUGUCUCAGUUGUUGCACUGUGUCCGACUGCCGCUUCUGAGUGUCAAGUUUCUAACCAGGUUGUAUGAAGCAAAUCAUCUGAUACGCGAUGACCACACAUGUAAACAUUUGCUGAAUGAAGCUCUGAAAUACCAUUUUAUGCCUGAACACAGACUCUCCCAUCAGACGGUGCUAAAAACACAGCCUCGGUGUGCCCCAAAAGUGCUUUGUGCAGUGGGAGGGAAAGCAGGACUAUUCGCUUGUCUGGAAAGUAUGGAAAUGUAUUUUCCUCGGGAUGAUUCAUGGAUAGGGUUGGCCCCUCUAGGCUCCCCACGAUACGAGUUUGGACUGUGCACCCUGGACCAGAAAGUGUAUGUUGUGGGAGGUAUUGCAACUCACAUGCGACAAGGAAUCAACUACAGGAAGCAUGAGAACUCUGUAGAAUGUUGGGAUCCUGUCACAAAUAAAUGGACAUCAAUUGAGAGAAUGAACGACUGUAGAAGUACCCUUGGAGCAGUCGUUUUAGCAGGGGAAAUGUAUGCCUUGGGUGGUUAUGAUGGACAGUCAUGUUUGCAAUCAGUGGAAAAGUACAUACCAAAAGCUAAGGAAUGGCAUCCUGUGGCACCAAUGAUUAAAACAAGAAGUUGCUUUGCCGGCGCUGUAUUGGAUAGCAUGAUAUACGCCAUUGGUGGCUAUGGUCCAGCCCACAUGAAUAGUGUGGAGCGCUAUGAUCCCAGUAGGGACUCCUGGGAGAUGGUGGCCUCAAUGGAAGAUAAGAGAAUCAAUUUCGGAGUCAGUGUUAUGUUGGGCUUUAUUUUCGUAGUUGGAGGGCACAAUGGUGUAGCCCAUCUGUCAAGUAUUGAGAGAUAUGAUCCCCAUCAAAAUCAGUGGACUGUUUGUAGACCUAUGAAGGAACCCAGAACAGGAGUUGGUGCUGCUGUUAUCGAUAACUACCUCUAUGUAGUUGGGGGUCACUCGGGGUCAUCUUAUCUGAAUAAUGUUCAAAAAUAUGACCCUAUCACAGACACGUGGCAGGACCUGGCAGGAAUGGCAUAUUCUCGAUGUAAUUUUGGUCUUACUGCCCUUUGAUGAAGACGCAAGCAAAUCAUGUAUGAUCUAUUUCUGCAUGAACGGGUGCCCAAAGCUUUCCAAGCUGGUUGCUGCAGUAGGAACACAAGAUGCAGCAGGAACCUAUCCUACAAACAUGACACGUGUUCCUACAGACUGAAGUCAAGUCUUCAUGUAAUGUGAAGAAACAGCUGGUCACCCGCAAUCGUUGAUCCUAGUCGGCGAGAAAGCAUGAAGCUACCGCGAGGAAUCUCUUAAGAAAGACGAGAAAUCCAAAUUAGUUAAACAUUUGCAACUGUUACUGUGAGCGGGCAUGUGAAGAACAUUCAGUAGGCUUUGCAGGUUCCUAACAUUAAUGCUAACAUUUACGAUUUUAAGGAGAGUGAAACAUAAUGUGAAAAAAGUAUUGCGAGUGAAAAGCUAUACAUCCAAAUAAAAAUGUUAUUGUGGCAAAAAGAUAUAACCGUGCAUUAUAGAAAAUGUGUUUCUGUAAUAGAUCUGUUUAGAGAGACUAAAACAUCAGAUGUUGAGUAAAAC